Penicilliopsis zonata CBS 506.65 is the source of this 381-nucleotide messenger RNA. RefSeq lists its product as hypothetical. The transcript has a single exon. Lineage: Eukaryota; Fungi; Ascomycota; Eurotiomycetes; Eurotiales; Aspergillaceae. The record is from RefSeq and is a predicted model, not a curated record. The annotation marks the transcript as partial.
CUCUCCGCCCUCGGCGUGACAACAGCGUCUCCUCUUCGCCGAGACGAUAGAGCGCUCAUCUGGCAGGUCACCAACUUUGCCACCGGCUGCUCUCCAGAGGCGUGUAUCUAUACGUUCAAUAUCUUCGGCGCGGGGACCACGAACACCCCGGGCUUCAGCACCUCGUGCAACGGAACCGAUUUGCAAACCGACUAUACACCCUGCGACAACGGCAGCCUCCAGGCCAUUCUCACGCCUGAGACGUACCCGCUCUGGAACAUCAAGGUUCUGCACGCCUGGACCAAGGGAGAGGCCGAGUACUACGACCUGGGCCAGGUCAACAUCACGGAGACGGUCACCAAUUUCACCAUCCCAGUGACGGAGGAGUACGGCGUUGCUUAG